Messenger RNA from Daldinia decipiens, 1110 nucleotides. Its product is annotated as ras-domain-containing protein. Bases 244 to 909 code for a protein of 221 amino acids. Gene Ontology annotation, biological process: signal transduction. The transcript has 8 exons. NCBI's taxonomy places the organism in Eukaryota, Fungi, Ascomycota, Sordariomycetes, Xylariales, Hypoxylaceae. The record is from RefSeq and is a predicted model, not a curated record. Gene Ontology annotation, molecular function: GTP binding; GDP binding; GTPase activity. Gene Ontology annotation, cellular component: plasma membrane.
ACAUAAAACAUUUUCCAUCCGCCGCUUGGAUGACGAUACCUUCACCACUCCACACCAGCUAAACCCAUCCCGACCGCUGCUUUGUUGUUUGUCGCUUUAGUGAUAGACACGAGCUGACGGGCUGACGGAUUUUGCUCUGCUGAUCAAUUCCCGACCUUAGCGCCUCUGAUGCGCUUUUCAUGAAAUCCGGAGCUUGAGGCUAGCUUGGAGCUUAAGCUGAAGCUGUGGCCAAAAUCGAAAAACAUGCCUCCUCCGAGACAAGGCCGUUAUCAACCUGCCCGGGAAUUUCACGUUGUUGUGCUAGGCGGUGUCGGGAAGAGUUGUCUUACAGCUCAAUUUGUCCACAACGAAUGGAUUGAGAGUUAUGACCCGACUAUUGAAGACUCGUAUCGAACCCAGGUGGCCGUCGAUGGUCGUCAGGUAGUUCUGGAGAUUCUAGAUACUGCAGGCACUGAACAGUUCGUUGCUAUGCGGGAUCUGUACAUGAAGACUGGUCAAGGGUUUUUGCUAGUCUAUAGCAUCACUUCGAGUUCGUCAUUAACUGAGCUAGCGGGGCUUCGUGAUGAGAUCAUCCGUAUCAAAGACGACGAGACCGUGCCAAUUGUGAUCUGUGGAAACAAAGCCGAUCUAGAAGACCAGCGGUCCGUGCCACGCACCAAAGGCUUCCAAAUCUCGGAGAGAUGGGGUGCGCCAUACUAUGAAGCUAGUGCUCGGACGAAGACAAACGUUGACGAAGUAUUCAUCGAUUUAUGUCGACAAAUGCUACGAAAAUAUGAUGCCGCGGAGCCCUGCGCCGAGGAUCAAGACGACAAGUUCGAUCCGUACUCCAUAUCCUACUAUAAAAGACGAAGGCGGAGGAAAGACGGCGAGCGAGGCUCACACCAUCGACCUAAAUGUGUUAUUCUAUGAUUCCUCCAGUAGCUUUCACUCAAGAGCUUAUGAGGGAUGUGGGUGAAAGCUUGCAUGAGGAUUCAGUUUCACGGGGCAUGCGACAACUAGUCGUCAGGACGUCUUUUCGGAUUAUAGAAUAGCUACUGGUUUAGGUGCAAAUACUCUACACUAUGGAAAAGUCCAGGCGCUUAUAACGGUUACCUAAAACGAAGACGACGA